Messenger RNA from Quercus robur (English oak), 4380 nucleotides. RefSeq names its product trafficking protein particle complex II-specific subunit 130 homolog. Gene Ontology annotation, biological process: intra-Golgi vesicle-mediated transport; early endosome to Golgi transport. Bases 180 to 3953 code for a protein of 1257 amino acids. Gene Ontology annotation, cellular component: TRAPPII protein complex. The transcript is spliced from 21 exons. The record is from RefSeq and is a predicted model, not a curated record. Lineage: Eukaryota; Viridiplantae; Streptophyta; Magnoliopsida; Fagales; Fagaceae.
GAAGCAGUAGAUCACCAGCAGACUAUGAAUCCGAAGUCCAAAUGAAAUGAUCCCAACCUCCGAACCCAACAUCUAGUCGAUCCGGGAGCCAAGCAACCACACUUCUCACUCACUCUCUCGCUCUCUCUUUCUCUUCUCUAUGUAUAUGAUUUGCAUGUAUUGGUUGGUAUAGAUCGGCGAUGGCGAACUUUCUAGCUCAGUUCCACACCAUCAAGAAUUCCUCUGAUCACCUCGUUAUUGCAGUGGAAGAUGUGAGCGAUUUGUGGCCCAUCGUUAAGAGUGAAUUUGAGGGGCGGUUACCAUUCAAAAGAGCAAGUUUAAACAACAAGACCCGUAACUCUGUGUUUGUAGAGAAUUUGACUGCUGAGUUCAUAUUAACAACAGAUUCUAGACUUCGUAGCCGGUUCCCUUUGGAGCAAUCAUUAUUUUGGUUUCGGGAGCCAUAUGCAACAGUGGUUCUUGUUACCUGUGAGGAUCUUGAUGAGUUCAGGACCAUCCUUAAACCACGCCUGAAAUUGAUUGUCCAAAAUGAUGAGCGGGAAUGGUUUAUUGUAUUUGUGUCUAAAGCUCCCCCAAAUAAUGAUCAAGCCACAAAAUUGGCAAAAAAAGUAUACGCCAAACUUGAAGUUGAAUUUAGCUCCAAAAAGAGGGAAAGGUGCUGCAAAUUAGAUAUACAGAGCCCUGAGGCAAAUUUUUGGGAAGACCUGGAAUCCAAGAUUAUGGAGUCCAUCCGAAAUACAUUGGAUAGGCGUGUACAGUUUUAUGAGGAUGAGAUACGCAAGCUCAGUGAACAACGCUUAAUGCCAGUUUGGAACUUCUGUAAUUUUUUUAUCUUGAAGGAAAGUUUGGCUUUUAUGUUUGAGAUGGCUCAUCUAUUUGAAGAUGCAUUGCGCGAGUAUGAUGAGUUAGAACUCUGCUAUUUGGAAACAGUUAAUAUGCCUGGGAAACUGAGAGACUUUGGAGGAGUAGACUGUGGUGAUGAUCAGGCUGCUUUGCUUAACCCUGGGAACAAACCAUUGACACAGAUUGUUCAAGAUGACUCGUUUAGGGAGUUUGAAUUUCGACAGUAUCUCUUUUCCUGUCAAUCAAAGCUUUUAUUUAAGCUAAAGCGGGCCUUUGAAGUUGCAUCAAGGGGUUAUUCAUUCAUAAUAAGCUUCUCGAAGGCCCUGGCUUUGCGUGAGAGUAUUCUACCCUUUUGUAUGCGUGAAGUUUGGGUAAUAACUGCUUGCUUGGCUUUGAUCAAUGCAACUGCUUCUCAAUAUAACGAUGGACCACCUGAUAUAGAAAAGGAGUUCUACCGCCUUAAGGGUGAUCUUUAUUCCCUGUGCAGAGUUAAGUUCAUGAGGCUUGCAUAUUUAGUUGGAUUUGGAGCUGAGAUAGAAAGAAGUCCUGUCAACAGUGCUUUACUCAGUAUGCUACCUUGGCCCAAGCCAGCAGUAUGGCCUUUAGUUCCACCUGAUGCUUCAUCUGAGGUUCUCGUGAAAGAAAAGAUGAUUCUCCAAGAAACUCCAAGAGUCAAGCACUUGGGUAUUCAGAGGAAACCAUUGCCUCUUGAACCUUCCCUUCUUUUGCGUGAGGCAAAUCGGCGAAGGGCUUCUCUUUCUGCUGGAAAUAUGGUUGAAAUGUUUGAAGGUCGCCCCAUUUUCAAUGAUGGAUCAGGCUCAGAUGCAUCCACAAAGAUGUCCCCAUCACAAAAAGUCCGUGCAAGUUCCAUGUCACGCACUAACUCUUCACCAGGAGGUUUUGAGAGCUCAAUUGAUCGACCCAUGAGACUUGCUGAGAUUUAUGUUGCUGCUGAGCAUGCUUUGCAGCAUACAAUUUCUAAUACUGAUUUAUGGAAAUCUUUAUCAUCUUUAGAGGAGUAUGAGAAAAAAUAUCUGGAGCUAACUAAGGGUGCUGCUGACAAUUACCAUAAUUCCUGGUGGAAAAGACAUGGAGUUGUCCUUGAUGGUGAAAUAGCAGCUGUCUGCUUCAAACAUGGAAAUUUUGAUCUGGCUGCAAAGUCAUACGAGAAGGUUUGUGCCCUAUAUGCGGGCGAAGGAUGGCAGGAUCUAUUGGCUGAAGUCCUGCCCAGUUUAGCUGAGUGUCAGAAGAUACUUAAUGAUCAAGCUGGCUACCUAUCAUCUUGUGUGAGAUUACUUUCACUAGAUAAAGGCUUAUUUUUGACCAAGGAACGUGAAGCUUUUCAGUCAGAAGUUCUUCGCCUUGCACACAGUGAAAUGAAGGACCCUGUACCCCUAGAUGUGUCUUCUUUAAUUACAUUUUCUGGGAAUCCUGGGCCCCCAUUGGAGCUCUGUGAUGGUGAUCCUGGUACUCUAUCUGUGACCGUUUGGAGUGGCUUUCCUGAUGAUAUAACUCUUGAUUCACUCAGUCUCACAUUGAUGGCUACAUAUAAUGGUGAUGAGGGUGUUAAGGCAUUAAGGUGCCCUUCUGCUAUUGUUCUAAAACCUGGUCGGAAUAUUAUUACACUGCCUUUGCCCCCCCAAAAACCAGGUUCCUAUGUCUUGGGGGUUCUUACUGGGCAGAUUGGGCACUUGCGGUUCAGAUCUCAUAGCUUUUCGAAGGGUGGCCCUGCAGACAGUGAUGAUUUUAUGAUUUAUGAAAAGCCAACUAGGCCUAUCUUGAAGGUUUUCAAACCAAGAGCCCUGGUUGAUCUUACUGCAUCUAUUUCAUCUGCUUUGCUGAUAAAUGAACCUCAGUGGGUUGGGAUCAUAGUACGGCCAAUCAACUACUCCCUGAAAGGCGCUAUAUUGCAUAUAGAUACUGGUCCAGGUCUGAAGAUUGAAGAGUCACAUGUCAUUGAGAUGCAGAGUUAUGUUGAUGUGUCACAGAUUGCUGCUGACAUGGCAAAGUCUGAUGCUGCUCAGAAAGAAGGUUCCUUGGCAGUUGAUAAAAAUUUUGAGCAGUUGAGGCUCCAUGAUGGCAGGAUAGAGUUUCCAAAUUGGGCAAACAAUGUGACUUCUAUUCUGUGGAUUCCUAUACGUGCCAUUAGUGAUGGGCUUGCAAGAGGAUCAUCUUCAGUUUCCCCUCUGAGACAGAGUAUUGUGGAUGGAAUGAGGACAAUAGCUCUGAAGCUUGAAUUUGGAGUAUCUCACAACCAGAUAUUUGAGAGGACCCUGGCUGUCCAUUUUACUGACCCUUUCCAAGUGAGCACACGUAUUGCAGAUAAAUGCAAUGAUGGAACUUUGCUUCUACAGGUGAUACUACAAUCAGAAGUGAAGGCCACUUUAACCAUAAAUGAUGCUUGGCUUGAUCUUCAAGAUGGAUUUGUUCAUACUACAAAAGGUGAUGGGAGACCAACUUCAGGCUUCUUCCCACUUGUCAUCUCUCCACAUUCCAGAACAGCAAUCCUGUUCAGCAUAUGCUUAGAGAUGUUGAAUGCUGAAGAUGAAGCUAAGGCACUGCGACCAGAGAGCAUAUUAAAUAUCAAAUAUGGCAUUUCUGGUGAUAGAACCACUGGAGCACACCCACCUGUGGCUGUAGAAUCUCCUGGACCUGAGGGUGCUAGACAGGACUUGAUCUUCAGGAGUUCUCUUAUUUUGCAGAGACCUGUGCUUGACCCAUGUCUGGCUGUUGGUUUUCUUCCUCUGCCUUCUGGUGGCCUUAGAGUUGGGCAACUUGUUAGCAUGGAAUGGAGGAUUGAAAGGUUAAAAGACUUUGAGGAGAAUGAAGUUUCUAAACACAAUAAUGAGGUGUUAUAUGAAGUCGGUGCAAAUUCAGAUAAUUGGAUGCUUGCUGGGAGGAAAAGAGGGCAUGUUUCUCUCUCCACAAAGCAAGGUUCAAGGAUAGUUAUCUCAAUAUUAUGCAUGCCGCUGGUGGCAGGCUAUGUUCGUCCCCCACAACUUGGACUGCCAGAAGUCGAUGAGACAAAUAUAAGUUGCAAUCCUGCUGGGCCCCACCUGGUUUGUGUCUUGCCACCAGCUCUCAGCUCCUCCUUCUGCAUUCCGGCAUGAUUACUUACCUCCUGAAUUUCGGUUACUUUAUCCCAGGUCAUUAUAGUUUUACACACCGUAUGGUUGGACAAGUUUUUCAUUUUAAUCAAAAAUGGAAGAUAUAGAGAUAAUAGGAGGUUCUCGGUUUUGAUUAUCUAGAUAAUUGUAAAUCUGUACUUGCUGAGUUUGUUGGAAAAUCCGGAAAAGUUAGUUUAAUUUAGUUUGGCUUAGGUAAUUCUUUGGGUGUUCUGAACAUUGGCUCUUAUGUGACAUCCCUACUCUUGUACAUUGGAAUUUAUACUUUCUUUCCAUGUACAAUACACUGUAGAGAUGAACAAAGACAAAUUUCUUCAAAUUUUUAGUCGGUUCUUGUAAAGAGUAAAUUCAGGAGUGUAAUAUGAUGGUUGUGCCCCACACCUUAUUGAUAGUUAUUUAUUGUUUGAUCUAA